AUGGUUGACGCGAUUCAAAAACUUAAAAAUGAUAUAGCUUUAAACAAUGUUGUGAUAUUUAUUGGCCGAGCUGUAUCUAUUUAUACAACAAACGAUGAACAAAAAGUACCUGAUUGGAAAGCAUUAGUGAAACAUGGAUUAGAACAAUUUUACCACUCAGGAUGGAUGAAUGGCGAAGAAGUUGAGAGUUUCAAAAUCAAGUUCGAUAAUGGCACGGCAGAAGUCGAUGACUAUUUACUUGCUGCUGAUCAAAUAAAGGCUUAUUUCCAGAUGGAAAACGAUGAGACAAAUGAAGAUCUUUUCAAAACAUGGUUAAAAGAAACUAUGAGGAAUAUAUCAGCUAAAAGAUUGGAACUUAUUAAAACUAUUGGAGAAUUAGAGUGUCCAAUUUUAACAACCAACUAUGACUCAUCGCUUGAAGAAGUACUUGAUAAAAAAUUAUUAAGUUGGAAUGAAUAUUAUACGAAUAGUAUUGAUCAUUCAUUAGAGAACUUCAAAGAUUAUAUUCUACAUAUAUAUGGACAUUGUGGCGAUAUAGAUAGUUUAAUUUUCAGUAGCUAUGAUUAUUCUCAACUUCUUGAAAAUAAAUCUAAGUUAUCAAGACUGAGAGAAAUUAUCAAAACAAAAACGUUGCUAUUUAUCGGAUAUGAUAGUGAAAUGUCUGAUCCGACUUUUCAUAAUCUUCUAAAAUGGAUAUUUUAUAUAACAGAUGACAAACCAUCGGCUAUGUAUAAACUUGUUAAAUCCAAUAAGAAUAAUAUCUUUCAUCAUAUAUCAAACAUUUCAUUUUUGAAUAUGAUUAAAGAAGUUCAAUAUGGUAACAACGCAGAAGAUUUAAUACAAUUUGUGAAAAAUCUUAAAUCAUUUACAUCAUUAAUACGUGAAAAUUUAUCAUUAAUCAAUAACAAAGAAUUUGUUCGGAAAAAAUAUUUGAAUUAUCUUAUCAAUGAAUAUGCAUAUGUAUCAAUUUUCGGAUAUUCUAAUACUAACAUGAGUUUACCUUUGGAAAGUGUUUAUGUUGAAUUAAAAUUCGAUCCCACACAUCCAUCAAUUAGAGCAAUGCAAAUGUUGGAAAUUACUGAAGAAUUUAAACGUAAACUUUUCUCUCCUGGCUUUUUUAAUGAAUAUGAAAGACAGAAACUGAAUAGAGCUAUCCUAGAGAAAAAUGCUUUUAAUUCUGAAAUAUGUGGUAGAGACUUCAUGAUUGAUCAAUGGUUAAACAUCUUGUUAAACAACAAAAACAUAUUUACUGAUAAUGAAGUAGAAACUAUCAAAACUAAAAUGAAUCGGUUAAAGAAAAGUAUUCUGGAACAAAAUAAUUUUAAUGAAGGAAGACAAUAUCGAAUUCAACAAGCAUACAAUAAAUUUAAACAUUUCAUAGUUUUAGGGCAUCCUGGUUCAGGUAAAACUACACUAUCAAAAUGGUUGGUUAUCAAUAUGGCUAAACAGUGUUUACAUGAGAAGAAUAUGUUAUUUGAUCAUAUUUAUUCAAAUAAAGAAAAAAUACCAAUUCUAAUUCCAAUAUGGAAAUAUGUUAAUCAAAUAAAAGAAAAUCAUAAUGAAAAAAAAUCUACUUUACUUCAAUUUAUUUAUGAAAAUCCUACUUUUAAUUCAACAUUGUUCAAUAAUGAAGAACAAAUGCAAUUAUCAGAUUUAAUAAAAGAAUCAUUGAUAGAAGGAAAUGUUUUAGUUAUAUUUGAAGGUUUAGAUGAAGUUCCUGUUCAUAUUGAUCAAUCUGAUUUAAUAAAGGAAAUUAAUACAUUAUUAGAACGAGGAAUAGAUUAUGAUGUUAUGUAUGAUAAACUUACUUAUUCAGUUUAUGAACAAAAACAAAUACAUAAUACUAGAGAUCCUAAUAUUGGAAAUCGAUUUAUCAUAACAAGUCGUAUUGAGGGAAAUUAUUUUGAAGAUAUCAAUUUUUUUAUUCCAAGAUUAACUAUUGAAGAUAUGUCUAAUGAUGCUCUCAAAUUAUUUUGUAGCUCAUAUAUGAAAUGUAUAAACGAGAUUUCAGCUGAUAAUAGAAGAUUUGCGAAAGAAACUAAUAUUGAUCAAUUAUAUGAUGAGAUAAUUCAAAACAAAGAUAUUUUCCAUUUGGCAAUUAAUCCACAAUUAGCUAGUGUAAUUGCUGCAGUUUAUAAUCAAUGUGAAAGUCAAUUACCUGAGAAAAGAAUUGAUUUGUAUGAAAAAGCCAUUGAAACAAUGAUAGAACGAUUAGUGAAACUUUAUAUUGAUAGUCCAACAAAUUAUCUGGACAAUAAUUUUCAACUAAAUACUACUAUGCUUUGGUCAAUAUUACAACAGAUAGCUGAAUAUCUUCAUAGUAAAGUUGAAGGUCUAUCAGAGGAAAUGUUAAAAAAAAUAAUAAGAGAAUGUUUAUUAAAUCAUCAAAAGGAAGCAUUACAAAUUCUAGAAGAUAAUAUUGAUGAAUUAAUUACUAAACUUGUAGAUAUUUUUAAAUAUCAAGCUGGUUUACUCAAUGAAUUUGGUCAUAAUAGUUUUCGAUUUAUUCAUCGUACAUUUCAAGAAUAUCUUGCAGCUAAAAAUAUUAUUAUUCGUUAUGGAAUCGAACAAUCUGAAGAUAUGAUCUAUGACAAUAUUCAUAAAAAAAUUAAUAUUCCGAAUUGGAGAGUACCUCUCAGUAUGACAUUAGGAAUUCUAAGUAAAUCAACUGAACAUGAUCUAUUAUUUAACAAUAUUAUUCAAAGAUUAUUAAAAGAUGAAGAAACUUCAUUUAAUAUGAAAUCUUCUACAUUGCUAGUACCAUUUGUUAUCAUUGAUUCAUUAAAUGACAUGUAUUUUUCAUCAAAACAUACCGAACAUGAAUUGAUUCAAUAUUUAGCAGAUAUGCUAUUGUCUGAUUAUGAAAAUAUGUCUGGUUUCUCACGUUUAAAAGAACAUCAGGAAUUGAUUCAAUCCUAUUUUUUAAAAUUGAAAAGAAAAUAUGAUAAUAUAAUGGUAGAAUGGUUUAUUAAACAGAUAAAUCAUGAAGAUCAUGUUGCUGCAUGUGCUAAUAUUAUCUAUCAUAUGAAAUGGUAUAAACGAAAAUUUCAUGAAAUAUUCUUAAAGAAUUUAUACAAUGAUUCUAUAAUUUGGAACUGGUCAAUCGAUUCAAUUUUACGAUUUUAUUCAAAUGACAUUAAAGACGAAUACAUAUUAACUCAGUUAAAAUUUAAAAAUUUGAUAAGAAAACAACCAGAACUAAUCAAUUUUAUCAUAAAUAGUGAUACAUGGCUACCUUUAAUCACAGUUCUUUACGGAGGCUAUAAAAAUUAUAGAACUCAAUCAAGUAUCUCAGAAUAUUAUGAAAUAGCACACUUUCUAGAGUUAAGCUCUAUUGAAAGAACACCAUUCACUUUUUACUAUCAAGAAAUUUGGGAUAGAGAUGAUGCAGCUUAUAGUAUGGCUGUGUAUCUUGAUACAAAAGUAGCCAAGAAUCGUUGGAGUGAAAAGCCAUUAUUUGAUGAAAAUGACAUUUACAAAGAAUCAAUUUUGACGAAUCAAAUUCUAAAACUAUUGCAAGACAAAAAAUCUGCAAGAGAAUUAACAGAAGACUUACGCAAACAAAUUAACAGUCAAAACUUAACGAUUAGUGGAAAAGUAGAAAUAUCUAUCGCGUUAAUUGUUUUAGGUGACUUUGACUUCAUUAAUACUGUCAUAGCACAAAAAGAAGAAACGUUCAUUAAAAACUUGAGAAAUAGAAUCGAACAACUUAUUGAUAUUUUAAAAGAUCCAAUUGCAAGAUGGUCUUCGCAUAUUUCCAACUAUUUACUUGAAAGUUAUAAUUGUAUGAAAACAAAUAAGUUACUGUCUGAUAUUAAUUUUUUAUAUUAUUGCAAAAUAUAUUUAUCGAUACUAGCCAAUAGUGGGAGUUUACCAAUAGAUACCAGGCCACUUGUAGAGACUGUAGAUAAUAUUGAAGAUAAAUAUAGUUUAUACGCAGAAUACUUUGCUUUUCAAAUUACUGGUGCCGCUACUGAUUUUCAAUAUCAAGUUGCUUUAUUAUGUGACAAAUGUAUUGCAUCAAGUGAACCUGAUCAAAUUAUACAAUCAUUUUUAAAUAUUAGUGAUACGAUUCAAAUCUAUAGACCAGUUCGAGGAUAUUCAUGGAUAACAGAUAUAUUUACUUUUAAAUUAAAUAAUAAUAAUGAUAUACCAAUAGCAUUGUUCAACUGUCUAGAGAGUGUUCAUACAAAAAUAGCGUAUUUAGCUGAUAGCAUUGCUGAAAAUUUUCUUAAGAAAGGAUAUUUCAAUAAAAAUCCAGAAUUGAUUCCAUUAGUUGUAUUAUUACAUUUUGGAAUUCUUUCAAAAGAAUAUGAUAGAUUUGGAAUUUAUAAAAAAUUACUACCUGAAUUAGUAGAAAAAUCAAAUGUGAAAGAAUUUUUAUUGGAACGAAUUCAAUCUAUGUGUGAUCCUUAUUAUAAAUCAAGAGCAUUGAUUCAAUUAGCUGAAUUUUAUGAUGAAAAAAGUUUUGAAUUGUUAAAUGAAUCUUUUAUGUUAACAAAAAACAUUCAAGAAUCAACUUUAAAGUUUCAAGUAUUAGAAAGGAUUUUUACUAUUGUUCAUUAUAAGGAAGUAGAUCGCAAAGUCUUCAUACAAAAGAUUAUUGACGAGUUAAUUUUAAUAUUUGAUGAUAUUGAUGGUCUUCAUAAUCGAAUUAUUGCAUCGAUAAGAUUAUCAUUUUAUGGAUCAGGUGAAUUUCGAAAAAAGUAUUUAACUAUUGCAAUAGAAACACUUAGCCGAAUGGAGGAAGAUAACGAAAAAAUCCAAUUAAUCAUUAAACUGAAACCAAUAAUUAGUAUUUAUGAUGAUCUUUUAAACAAGCUAAACGGAAUCAUAGAAAUGCUCAAGAAUAAAAUGCAUUAUUAUUUUGUCAAUUCUCAUUAUGGAAGAAUAUUAUUUAAUAAAACAUUCCAAUUUCCUGAAUCAAACUUAAAUAGAAAUAUAAAUCAAAAUUUAGAAAAUGAGAAUACUAACAAACAAAUUGCUGAUCGUGUAAAUAAUACAGAGCUUCAAUCUUUAUUUGUAUUGUUUUCACAAUUGAAUGAUAUAAAAUUAGUUAUUAAUAAAACUGAUAGCAUAGAUCAAUUAUGGAUUUAUCUUUUUAAUAAUACUGAUAAUCAGUCAAAUAUAGAAAAGAUAUUAAACAUUGGUUUACAUGAUGAAAUAUUUUUAACACCACAAAUAGCUAUUAUUAUUGAUGAAUUAAUGCAAAAAGGAAAAGAAAAUGAUAUAUCAAUGCUUUUCCCCUAUAUUAUAAAACCGUCCAAUGAAGUAUUACCGAUUGUUCAGAGAUGGUUUACUCAAUAUGAUAAUAGCCAUCAAAUUAAAAAACUAUCAGCUCUUUUACUAGCAGAAAUAAAACAUAUUUUUGAGCCAGCAGUUGAUAUAAUUAUAGAUUUACUAGAAAACGAUAAUGAUCAAAUGAGAUAUAGAGCUCAAAGAAUAUUUCAACACCCAGAAAGAGAUGUUAGGGAACCAAGUAAGAGAUUAUCUGUAUUUGGAGAAAAAACAAUGAUGAAAAUCCUUGAACAUACUUUGGUAAAAGAGCAUCUUCCAAGAGUUCGUGCUUAUUUCCAUUCAUUUUUCUAUGAUUUUCUAUGGGAUGAUCCUACAAGUUUUCACAAUUUAUGUCAAAACGUACAUCAAUUACAAGAAAGAAACUCGAUUAGUGGAAGAAGAAUCCAAUUUCUCGAUAAACUUUACUUCAUAAAUAAUCAUACUUGGAAUUCAAUAAUACAAAAUUUAAAAUCAUCUUCACAUUCAUGCUAUAUAGAAAGAGUACUCCAUUCUGCGAUGAAUUUAUCAAGAUUUUCUCAGAUUACAGAAGAUGAUUGGAUUGAAUUUACAAGAUUACUAGCAGCGACAGAUACACGUCAAUUUCGUCAACAUGUAUACUUUUCACGUACAGAUAUAGAACUGAUACAACUAAUUCUUAAUGAAGUUUCUGCUUCAACAAUCAUAACUGAUAAAAGAUAUUUUGAACAUCUUGAAUCGAUUUUAAUCAUUCAGACGACAGUUAAAGUUGAAGAUCUUUCACAACAAAGUUACGAGCAAAUCAAACAUAUCAGUCGUUGUAAUUUUACUGUUUCAAAUGAUGUUAACAAAACAAUCUUAAAUUUAUUGAGUAAUUUUUCGAUAAAUAUAAUUUUGAUGGAAAAUUUAAUUCAUUGGUUAAUACUCAAAAUGAUAAAUUUUAAUGAUAUUAAUGAUACUAUAUUUGAAUUGAUCCUAUCUGAAACUUUAUUAUCGUUGGUUUCUGCUUGUGUGCAAAAAGAAGAUUAUUUAUACAGAAAAAUAACAAAUGCUUCAAAUUUUAAUAAAGGUCAAAUGAUUCAAUUGUUGGUGAAAAUGCUUAAUUAUCAUCCAUAUUUUCCAGCACGAGGUAAUGCUUUUGUAUUACUUUCAGCAAUGGAACAGUCUGAUCGCCAAGUAAUUAUCAAUGCUAUGAACACAUUAUUUGAUGAAAAUGUUGUGAAAGAAUAUUCGAUCAUUGGAGUUCCUCUCAUUCGUUUAACACCCGAUGAAUUGAUUGAUGAUUUAAUGGUAUAUUUAAAAAGUGAAAGUGCCGUAAAAGUUUAUGAAGUAUUAAAAAUUUUAACAGAAUUCGCUUUAAAUGAAAAAAUAGAUGCGUACAAUAAAUCAAAAAUUAUGAAUUAUUUAGCUCAUGAAAUUACACAAUUUAAAUCGAAGAAACUUGUUAAUUAUUACUACACCGAUAUUAAGAUUCCUUUCACAACAACAUUAGAACAUGAAUACUAUAAAGCAUGGAUUAAAAUACAAGGACUCUCUGGUAAAACACAGUAUUCAAUCAACAUUGAAAAAAACAAAUCAAUAACAUAA
Molecule: messenger RNA, 6840 nt
Organism: Rotaria sp. Silwood1
Lineage: Eukaryota; Metazoa; Rotifera; Eurotatoria; Philodinida; Philodinidae
Source: the annotation of a GenBank genome assembly